Messenger RNA from Dibothriocephalus latus, 939 nucleotides. NCBI's taxonomy places the organism in Eukaryota, Metazoa, Platyhelminthes, Cestoda, Diphyllobothriidea, Diphyllobothriidae. The record is from the annotation of a GenBank genome assembly.
GCUUGGAGCGUCUUCUUCCGCAGCUGGCUCUCCUUCAUCCUACUUGUCUCCGCCUGCAUCCUCUGGAUCCUGCCAAACUCGCGCUCAGCCUGCCUUGUCUGUAGCCCGCUGAUUGUGGCCUAUGGCAUGUGCAUCAUUCUGCUGCAGUACGUCUACUGCUUCAACCUCUCAGAGACCGAACUGCCCACCUACAUCAACCACCUCUCCAUCAACCUCACUGAGGUCGGCCUGCAUCGUUGGACCACGCCCGUAGGACCUCUAGCUCUUCAGUUGUGUUUUCUCAUCUUCUUCUGGCUGAACCUGCGUCUCUUCACGGUGGAACGUCUGGCCAAUCGGCGGGGUUUGAGGAAGGUGCCGUCACACAGGGGGAAUCCCGAGUACCAACUGCAGGAUGUGCCCAACACCACUGCUGCAACCAUUGUGGCCUCGAAGGCGGCUUGGAACCAGACGAACAGCAGUUCUCUACCAACUCUGAUCAUGCAGACACGACAUCUCACGGUGACUAGACCGACUGACGUGAUAGAACACCUGGAUGGUGACAUGAUUACCGCCACUUCCGCCGGCACCGCCGCCACCACUUCCUCGUCCUUCCCUGCUCUCAAUGAGGCUGGAGUGGGGCUCCCCUUCAUGCCACCCUCUGAACCCGCCUCCCCGGGCAAUCUGGGUCCCGGGAUCACUAUUGUCGAUGACGAGCGCUAUACUCGUUUCACCAACUUCCUAUACCUGCUCUGCGUUCGCUACUGGAUCGCACUCUGCUGUCUUACCAUGCUGGUGCUUUCUCUUCGUCCGCCGGUGGUGAUAUUCCGCAUCGGCUACAUGCUCCACCUGCUCUACUUCUUCACACUCUUCAUGGUAUGUCGCGCCCUUUCCUUGCACACACGCACUCCCCGCAGCCCACUCCCCCCUCCCCCCUCUCCGAACGACAGAAUUUAUGCCUAG